GCAAGAGAAGCUACAAAGUGACAUUCGAAGGGGGUUGUUUGGAGUACCGAUGCAAAAGAGGUGGCUACUCACUACUCACUAGACUUCCUUUUGCAACUUUCCAUCGAUCAAUCCACGGCUGCCGGUACUACUCGCCGGCGAUUCAUCGGACCCAUCACCUUUAUAACAGGGGCACACGUUUCUUCUCCUCUUCCAUUCCAUCACCUACCUACCUCUCUCUCUCUCUCUCUCUCUCUCUCUCUCUCAGAGAUUAAUGCGCAUCAUUACUGAUCACAACCCUUUUUCAUAAUAACCUGUCACACCAUCUUCCCAAAAUUUCUGCCGACUGUGCGUGCUACUGUGUGUUCAUAUUCACGCAUAUUAGUCGGCGGCAAACGUGCGUUUCGCCGGCUGUGUUUGCUUUUGUUUACAACAAUAUAUUCUCUGUCUGAAACUAUUUGUACACAUAUAUAUGCCCUAGAAUCACGCCAUUACUGGUUGUGUAACGAGUGUUUAUUUUUCCUCUUUACGCACGAAACGCACUUCGGUAUUUAUAUGAAAACGCUUGUAACUCUGUUUUUUCGUGUUCAUUUCGCCUUUCUAGCUCGUCAAGUGAAUCGAAAUUGAGCUAUUCUACAGUGAAUUGGAGUCGUUUAAGUACCCAGUUUUAUAGGAAAAAUCUGUUAUCGUGAACACACAUUUGAAUAUGUUGACGUGUAUUGCUUGUACGAAACAGCUAAAUGGUGGAUCUCUACACGAACAUGAAGAAGGAGACUCCGUUUCUACACCUAGAACCAAGCAAGCCGUUAAAACCCUCACAUCUCAAAUCAAGGAUAUCGCGUUAAAGGCUUCAGGAGCAUACAAAAACUGCAAGCCUUGCUCCGGAUCAUCUAACAACAACUCGACCCGUCGGGGUUAUGCGGACUCCGAAGCUGGUUCAUCGUCCGGUAGGUUUUUUUGCGGGUACCAAAGAGCCGGCACCGGCAAUUCGACACCCAGGGUUUGGGGUAAGGAAAUGGAAGCGAGAUUAAAGGGGCUUUCGAGUGGUUCGAGCACUCCGGCGUCGGUGAGUGGCCGGACUGAGUCGGUUGUGUUUAUGGAGGAAGACGAGCUUAAAGAAUGGGUUGCUCAGGUGGAACCAGGUGUUCUCAUCACUUUCGUUUCCUUGCCUCAUGGUGGCAACGAUCUGAAACGUAUUCGCUUCAGUCGUGAAAUGUUCAACAAAUGGCAAGCUCAAAGAUGGUGGUCCGAAAACUGUGAGAAAAUUAUGGAGUUGUACAAUGUACAACGCUUUAAUCAACAAGGAGUACCACUACCAUCUCCUCCAAGAUCUGAAGACGAGAGUUCAAGAACCGAGUCUAUUGAAAACAGUCCGGUAACGCCGCCACUUAGUAAAGAGCAUCCGCCUCGAAACUUGUUUCAGGGCUCAAAAACUGAGACAUCGUCGGUAGAUGUUUCCGCUAAAACUAGUUCAACGCGAGAGGCUGAUCAAUCUGAAGAGAUUUCUUUGAGCAAUGUGAGCGAUUUGGAAACAGAAUGGGUUGAGCAAGAUGAACCGGGUGUUUAUAUUACAAUUAGAACACUUCCAGGUGGGACCCGGGAGCUUAGGCGGGUUCGAUUCAGUCGUGAACGGUUUGGGGAAGUGCAUGCGAGAAUGUGGUGGGAAAAGAAUAGAGCGAGGAUACAAGAACAGUAUCUGUGAGUUUGAAUGUUGGGAAUAGUUUCUAUAUAUCUAUAUAUUUUGUUAUGUAAAAGUGGUGAAAGGCUAGAAGGCCAUUUUGAAGUUGAAUAUGAAGACCUUUGUAUGUCUAUAUAAGCUUCAUAUUAUAUUCUAUCUUUUUUAUUUCUAAAAGGUAACCGAGUAGGGAAGGGUUGUUAUAUAUAGCAAUGUAAAUGAGUUAUCGAGCGGUUUGUGUUCGAGCGCAAUCACUUUGAAGCUUACAGUAAUACCUGAG
Molecule: messenger RNA, 1934 nt
Organism: Lactuca saligna
Lineage: Eukaryota; Viridiplantae; Streptophyta; Magnoliopsida; Asterales; Asteraceae
Source: the annotation of a GenBank genome assembly